GCAGUGGCAGUUCCAGACGCGACAUGGUCGCGCCCGAACCGGAGUGCGAGCAGGUGUCCGAUUCUAGAACUCAGCCAAUGAGUAGGCUGGAUGCGGACCCAGUACAAGCCACAAAGGACGGCAGACAAAAAUUGAAUGGAAAGCCACUGGAGUAUACAAUAAGCGCUAGGGGAAAACCUGAGAAAGUUCCUGACGAACCAAAGCCUACGGAACCGAAGAUUAAGAAGUCGUGCGGUGUGAAGAGCCUGAAGCGUGCCUCAGGCAAAGCCAACAAGGACAACAGACCGCUGGUCCUUGAAGAAAGGCAUUCUCUUUCGAUUGCCGAGACAAAGAAGCGCAGGGCCAGCGUGUUUUCGGAAGAACGCCUAUUUAUACCCAAAGAGCUGGCACGCAGCAAUCUGCUGCAGCAGCGAGGCAGCUCGGUAGUGAAUAGCCUCGAUAAAUUAUCGAGAAACGCGGACUAUUGCCUGCGCAUGCUCAAGUUUCCCGUUGGGACUGGACGUGCGCGAUUCGUGGCCAACCAAAUGAAGAAGGGACAGAUGGCGGGUCUGCAAGGCAGCUCCAAGGAGCCACCAGAUGAGUCGGAGAUGAUCGGAGAUGGCAACGCAGUUGCAACGUGCAUGGAAGCGAAGGCAGUUGAAGGAAGUCCCAUCGCCACGAAGGAGGAAGCCGUGCAUAUGCCCGAUUUGGAUGCCGAAAGGGCUGCAAAUGAUCCACUGAUCCAUAUUCAGGUGAUCAUUGACACUGAUGAUGAUGAUGAUGAUGAGGAUAUAAAUUACAAAUCGGAAGCGACCGAACAAGGCGUAGGGGCAGGACAGAGCCCACCAGCAAUGCAGGAUCAAUGCCACAGCGUGAUUAAGGUCUGCAAUCAGUUGAUGUCGGAGAAUGGGGGGCCAUCGGAGCAGCCAUAUCCCUACCUGCGCUGGCACAAUCCAGACCGUGAAUUGCUGGACAUAAAGAUGGGUCUGCUGGAGGAUUUGAGGAACAUAUCGGAAGCCGAAGCAAAUCACAGCGCAGCAGAAAACAAUCAGCAAGUAAUUACGAGUGAGGAAGCCCAGGAGGAGAGUUCCAGCACCCAACAGGUGCCAACAAUUCCACAAACCCAGCAUCAGCCGCUGCUGGAGCCACUCACCUCUAACCCGCCGCUAUAUCAGUCCGUCCAUCAAAUACAACAUCCCAGGGUCGAUGCUCUCACCCAGCCACAUGCUUCUUGCUGUUCUGUACCCCUUGCCGUGAGCAGUUCCUUUCCAGCCACAGAAGCGGCAGAGGGACAUUCACAUUCGAUUCUCUGUCAGCGAUUGCAGCAUCAUAGUGUCCUGCCCAGUGUGGAGACAUUUCAGCCAAGCAGCGUCUGCCACAAUAGUCGCGUGGAUCUGGCCAAUCAGCACUUCAGGCAGCAGCAGCACGUGGACUUUGAAUCACUGCUGCCCAGUGCAUUGGUGUAUCCGUGGAGCCAGCAGAGCCUCGACUUCUAUCCGGAACAGCAGCAGCUGCAGCUGGCACAGGCGCAGGCGCAGGCGCAGCAACGUCUCUUUGCACAGCCGCCAGUGCGGCACAUAAUUCCGCAAUUAUCGCAACAGCAUCAACAGCAAGUUGUCUGCCAGCAGACUGUACUCGCGUCCAUGGGGGAGCUAGAGAAACUGAAGGCCAUGCAGCAGAACCUCAAGCUGCAGGAGGAGGAGCAGCAGCGUUUCUUCUACACCACCCUCAAGGCGAUACUCAGCGAGCGGGCGGACGAUGAGCAAAUGUUUCAGUUCAAGAUGAAGCAAAGCAAGAAGGCCGAGGACAAGCUGAAGGCGGACAAAGAGAAGCAGCAGCGACAGCUGCGAGCGGAUCUCCAUAAUUUGGAUACGCGCAUACGCGACCAGCAGCGGCAGUUAGCCUGGAGGCAGCAUCAGCAACAAUUGCUCUUGCAACACCCAAUCCAUCAGCAGCAGCAGCCACAGCAGCAACAGCAGCACAUUCUGCCGCAUUAUCCACAAAGGCAGGUAGCGGCAGUAGCGGAGUCGCAAAGAAAGGCAACAAAGCAACACCACCCACCGGCCAUGUUUGAGCGGCCCCCCUACGUAUAUCCGCCAUCCUCCUCCUACUCCACGUACGGGCAACCUUCUGCACUGAAUGUUGCAUCUGCCGCUACAGGCAGUGAAUUUCACACGAAACUCAUGCCACCACCUGCUCUAAAAAAAAAGGCUGCGAGCUCCAGCGCCGGGACUGUCCACAAAAGAAUGACCAAGGCCCAAGAGGCUGAACUGCGGCGUGAAAUCAACGAACGUAGGGCCACACCGUAUCCGGCUCCGUCCGUGGAAAUUCACUAUCCAACAGCUGCAGUCUCCUCCUCCACGUUUCCCGCCGCCUACCAUUUUCAACCCAUCUACACACCAUCCCCACCCGCAAGAAGUCAGCAGCAGAGAGCACCCGAUCCGGAGCAUGGAUCGGCAAGGGCAACCACUUCUACAUUUAUCACAAAUUUCGUCUCGAGCUAUCUGAAUGAGCAUAUGCGAACCAAUAAGUGA
Messenger RNA from Drosophila obscura, 2513 nucleotides. RefSeq names its product transcription factor SPT20 homolog. The record is from RefSeq and is a predicted model, not a curated record. Bases 24 to 2513 code for a protein of 829 amino acids. The transcript has 4 exons. NCBI's taxonomy places the organism in Eukaryota, Metazoa, Arthropoda, Insecta, Diptera, Drosophilidae.